This is a messenger RNA of Ficedula albicollis (Collared flycatcher), 1313 nucleotides long. It is a transcript of the gene ABHD8, whose product is annotated as abhydrolase domain containing 8. The transcript has 5 exons. Lineage: Eukaryota; Metazoa; Chordata; Aves; Passeriformes; Muscicapidae. Gene Ontology annotation, molecular function: catalytic activity. The coding region runs from base 5 to 1240 and encodes 411 amino acids. The record is from RefSeq and is a predicted model, not a curated record.
CGCCAUGCUGACCACCCUCACCGACGGCUUCCUCUGCUGCCUGCUGGGCAAGACCCCCAACGCCGUGGGGCCGCUGGACAGCGUCGAGUCCCGCGACGGCUUCACCUUCCUGGAGGUCAAACCGGGGCGCAUCCUGCGGAUCCGCCACAGCGCUCCCGAGCGCGCCGAACCGGCCGAACCGGCGGAACCGGCGCGGGACCGGCGCGGCGCCGUGCGCUGCCGCCGCCGCAUCACGCUCUACCGCAACGGGCAGCUGCUGAUCGAGAACCUGGGCGAGGCCGAGGGGCACGGCAACCCCGAGCCUGAUGCCAACGCCGAGCUGGAGGCGCCGGAUCCGCCCGGGAUUCCCUCGGGAAUGGGAAUCCCGUCCAGGGACGGCGCCAAGCGCCGCAAGCGCAAACCCAAGAAGGUGGUGACGGUGGAUUGCCAGAAACGCAUCACCAGCUGCAAGGGCACGCACGGGGACGUGGUGCUCUUCUUCAUCCACGGCGUGGGCGGCUCCCUGGACAUCUGGAAGGAGCAGCUGGAGUUCUUCGCCAGGCUCGGGUACGAGGUGGUGGCGCCGGACCUGGCCGGGCACGGCUGCAGCUCGGCGCCGCCCGUGGCCGCCGCCUACACCUUCUACGCGCUGGCCGAGGACAUGAGGGCCGUGUUCAAGAGAUACGCCAAGAAGAGGAACAUCCUGGUGGGGCAUUCCUACGGGGUGUCCUUCUGCACCUUCCUGGCGCACGAGUACCCGGAGCUGGUGCACAAGGUGAUCAUGAUCAACGGCGGCGGCCCCACGGCGCUGGAGCCCAGCCUGUGCUCCAUCUUCAACCUGCCCCCCUGCGUGCUGCACUGCCUGUCCCCCUGCCUGGCCUGGAGCUUCCUCAAGGCCGGCUUUGCCCGCCAAGGUGCCAAAGAGAAGCAGCUGCUGAAGGAGGGCAACGCCUUCAACGUCUCGUCCUUCGUGCUGCGGGCCACCAUGAGCGGCCAGUACUGGCCCGAGGGCGACGAGCUGUACCACGCCGAGCUGGCCGUGCCCGUGCUGCUGGUCCACGGCAUGCACGACAAGUUUGUGCCCGUGGAGGAGGACCAGAGGAUGGCAGAGAUCCUGCUGAUCGCCUUCCUGAAGGUGAUCGACGAGGGCAGCCACAUGGUGAUGCUCGAGUGUCCCGACACGGUGAACACGCUGCUGCACGAGUUCGUCCUCUGGGAGCCCGACACGCCCGACGGCGACAGCGACGGCGACACCAAAUGAGGGCCAGCGCCGGGCCGGGACGCCGGGCCAGGAGCCGGGACACCGGGACACCGGGACACCGGGACACCGGGAC